AUGUUGCUGCACAUGGACGCAGACUACCAUCACAUCUUCGAUGACUGUGAAGAGGCGUGGGUCGCGUGGGCGCGCUUGAAGACGCUGUACGGCGGGUCUCAGAAGGCUGGACGCAUCUACGUGGAGCGCCAGCUGUUCAGCAUGGAGAUGGCGGAAGGCGGCAAUGUGAUGCAUCAUUGCAACGAAGUCCUCAACAUCAGCGCGAAGCUCAGCAGCAUCGGCGCCAAGAUGGAGGACGGGGACGUGGAGAUCUGCUUGUUGUGCAGCCUCCCCAACAGCUACGAGAACGUCGUUCUCAACUUGGAGAUGAGCAGCUCGGAACUGCGAUCGCGAGACGUCGUGAGAGUGCUCACGAAUGAGCACAUCAAGAGGCAAGGUGACAAGACGAUAUCGGUGAAGACUGAAGACGCGGAGAAGGCGUUCAGUGCCGAGCGUGAACCUCGCCAGUGUACAUACUGCGGAAAAUUGGGGCACACGGCGGAGCGGUGCUGGACCAAGCAGAAGGACGAAAAUCAAGGUGGAGCUCGACGCGGCGGCAACAAUGCUCGUGGACGCGGAGCCAACAACGUUCAGUGGCGAACCAACAGCAACUACGACGACAACUACGAUCCAGUUGCGUUCGCGGUUUCGCUGGAGGCUGGACUUUCGACGGGCAAGAAUAUGCCAGGGAUGUGGGCAGUCGACAGCGGUGCGACGCAUCACAUCUGCAACGACAAGGCCAAGUUUGCAAGCCUGAAUGAGCGAGAGGAAGGCGAACUAUCAGUGGCUGAUAGAAGGCUGCGACCAAGGGUGUGGGAACCAUCAUGGAACGGGUGGUUCUGCCCAAUGGUGACGAACGCGAUAUCGAGAUAA
Peronospora matthiolae is the source of this 852-nucleotide messenger RNA. NCBI's taxonomy places the organism in Eukaryota, Oomycota, Peronosporomycetes, Peronosporales, Peronosporaceae. The record is from the annotation of a GenBank genome assembly.